UAUAUCAAAUACUGUAAUUAAGAAAAUACUAAUUACUUCACAGUGUGAAUACACAACGUGGGAAAAAUAUUUCCCACAUUUUAUAACAAGAAAAUUGCAACAUGAAAGACUACAAAUUCCCCCAAAUCACACAAGAAUUCAGUAGAAGAGCUAGAAAAUACAUUCAGCUAUUCUGUACUUUAACACAUUUUAAAUACAGAGGCCAUCCAUGUUUCCUGACCUUUAUCUUGAUCUACGUAGAUUGUACAUAGGAAAGUAAAAUCAAUUAAGGUCUAAUAUUAGUUGUACAUGAAAAUAUUUUCUUUUCAGUUAAAUGUGAUUGGAUUUGGAUACAUUCAGGUGAAGAUUCAUGCCUUCUGAAUUCUUUAUUUUCACCACUGUUUUUAAUGGCUCAGCAACCUCACUUUUGCUUAAGAGUUAGUUUACUCAAGCUGUUGAGUAAAUACAUUUCUCAAGAAUUGAUUUCUGCUCUCCCACCCCUCCCCCCCUCCAAAUAAAUAUUGUUUUCUUUACUUGACACAUCACAACAGAUUUGUUUACAUCCUGUCUGGAUUCCUCUUAUUUGGGAAGGGAAGAAUAUUUACAAAGACUGGAGAAGGAAGAAAAUCUUUUGCAGUCUUACUGGUCACUUCUAUAUACCUAUACUGUAGAAUCAAACAAAUGUAAACUAAUAAUAUUUAUUGCUUUUCCACUUUGAACAGGAGGGGGGAGGAGGAGGGCAGAGUAUGGACCACUAGAAUAAGCCAUAGAGGGAUGAAAAUACACUAGCUCAGAAGUACUUCAGCACACUGCAUAACCAAACUACUCACAUUUCUUCAAAUAAAUAUUAAUUGCAUUAUAAUGACCUUUUAAAAAUAUCUUUUAAGGCACAUUACAACAUGAGUAAGGAAACUGACUCAAAUUCUUCAUUUGAAUGGCCUCAUCUGCUGAAUUAUAACGGGACAUACAAGUACCUCUACUUAGAAGGCAAUGUCUCCUACGUGGACUUCUACCAUCAUCAGCCUUCAGUGGCAGCUGUCUUCAUUGUCUCUUACCUCCUCAUCUUCCUGCUCUGUAUGGUUGGCAAUGGAGUAGUCUGCUAUAUUGUUCUGAGGAGCAAGCAUAUGCGAACAGUCACAAAUCUUUUCAUCUUGAACCUGGCUGUCAGCGAUUUACUGGUGGGAAUCUUCUGCAUGCCCACCACCCUCCUGGACAACAUCAUUGCAGGAUGGCCAUUUGGGAGCAUGGUUUGCAAGAUGAGUGGGAUGGUCCAAGGAAUCUCUGUCUCUGCCUCCAUCUUCACUCUGGUUGCAAUUGCUGUAGACAGGUUUCGAUGCAUCGUUUAUCCAUUUAAGCAGAAGUUGACCACCUCAACUGCUAUCAUCAUUAUAACAGUCAUCUGGAUUCUGGCUGUUGCAAUCAUGUGUCCUUCAGCAGUCAUGCUGCAGGUACAAGAAGAGAAGCAUAUAAGAGUAAUCCUUGGCUACGGCAAUGAAACCCGCCCUGUAUAUUGGUGCCGGGAGAACUGGCCUAACCCAGGAAUGAGAAAGAUCUAUACAACAGUUCUGUUUGCCAAUAUCUACCUUGCUCCCUUGUCACUCAUUGUUAUUAUGUAUGCUAGGAUAGGCAUUGCUCUCUUCAGUACAGCAGUACCUACAGUGGGAAAGCACAGCCAGGAGCAGAGACACACUGUGUCUAAAAAGAAACAAAAAGUCAUCAAAAUGCUCAUUAUUGUGGCUUUGCUUUUCACCCUGUCCUGGCUUCCACUGUGGACUCUAAUGAUGCUCUCAGACUAUGCCAACCUGUCAGAUAUCCAGCUGCAGAUCAUCAACAUUUAUAUCUACCCUUUUGCCCACUGGCUGGCCUUUUUCAACAGCAGCAUCAACCCCAUUAUCUAUGGUUUCUUUAACGAAAACUUUCGCAGAGGCUUUCAGGCAGCCUUUAAACUUCAGCUCUGCUCUAAGGACAUCAUUCAUAGGGAGGUCUACUCUCAGCGAGUCCAAAGCAAUGCCAUUUUGCCAGUUGCCAACUACCAAACACCCCAGGAUCAAGCUUGUCAAAAUGUCAAGGCAGAGAGAAAGCUAAUUAGGAAAGGAAAUUGGAUGAAUAACCAGCAGGAUUUGAUGAUGGAAGAUCUUGAAGAGCCUUACAACAACAAGAUGAAGUAAAACAUGUUAUGUACUCUCUGA
Molecule: messenger RNA, 2168 nt
Organism: Phasianus colchicus (ring-necked pheasant)
Lineage: Eukaryota; Metazoa; Chordata; Aves; Galliformes; Phasianidae
Gene: NPFFR2
Product: neuropeptide FF receptor 2
Biological process (GO): cellular response to hormone stimulus; G protein-coupled receptor signaling pathway; regulation of MAPK cascade
Cellular component (GO): plasma membrane
Molecular function (GO): opioid receptor binding; neuropeptide receptor activity; peptide binding
Source: RefSeq, a predicted model, not a curated record